Messenger RNA from Prunus avium (sweet cherry), 2171 nucleotides. NCBI's taxonomy places the organism in Eukaryota, Viridiplantae, Streptophyta, Magnoliopsida, Rosales, Rosaceae. The record is from RefSeq and is a predicted model, not a curated record.
CUAGCUCACAUUAGCAAAUCAAGCACACCUGUUUACAACGAAGAAGAAGGAGAAUUCACACGAACUGUUCAAAUGCUGAGAACCAUUUCUCUCUCACGGAGUACUCUGAGGUCCUUCUCCCAAACCCGCACCCAUUUGUGUUCAAACCCAAGCCAAACCCCAUCUCCACCUUCAACCCCUUCAAUUUUGAUUUCCUACUCUUUUUACUCGACAUCAUCGAAGCAAGAAAAGGAGGACAAAAACGACGUCGCGUCGGUUUUCAACAUGGACCCAACAGUCCCUCCCAAGCUCUUCGUGGUCCAGCCUCGUCUUCGCCCCGAUAACUACUUGCAGGCCAAGCUCAACGAGGCUCUCUGCCUCGCCAACUCUCUUGAAGAACAGCGAGAUGGGUACUUCGAUGUCGAUUUUUUCGAUAAGGAAAUACCUCCCCACAUUGUUGUUCAAAACCCAAUUGUUAGACACCAAACUCGAGCAGAUACAUAUUUUGGCAAAGGGACUUUGGAAGUUGUUAAAUGCCAUCUAAAUGCACUGGAAGAAAAGGGUGAAGUGGAUGCUAUAUUUGUGAAUACAAUUCUGUCGGGGAUUCAGCAGAGGAAUUUGGAGCAAAUUUUGGGUAAACCAGUCUUGGACCGUGUGGGUCUUAUAAUAGAGAUAUUCAAUGCUCAUGCCUGCACAAAGGAGGGCAAGCUGCAGGCUGAAUUAGCAGCUCUAAUGUAUAAGAAAACAAGACUUGUACGACUGCGUGGCAAAAGUGGACGCUCAACUUUUGGAACGGAUGGAGAAGCUGAAGUUGUUAGUGCCCGAGGGAGAGGAAGUGGGGGACGUGGCUUCAUUAGUGGUGCAGGAGAAACUGAACUUCAGCUUCAACGACGAAGAAUUUCAGAACGGAGGAGUAGUCUGUUACUGCAAAUUCAAGAGGUUCGACGAACUCGAGCUGUGCAACGUGCUGGUCGGAAGAAUCGUGGAGGCUCUUAUGGUCAAGGUUUACCUACUGUUGCUGUUGUUGGGUAUACAAAUGCUGGGAAAUCUACAUUAGUUAGUGCCCUCUCAAAUAGCGAUCUUUACAGUGAUUCUCGAUUGUUCGCUACGGUUGAUCCUAAAUUGAGGAGUGUUUUUCUUCCUUCAGGGAAGAAAGUGCUUGUAAGUGACACAGUAGGAUUUAUAUCAGAUUUGCCAGUGCAGUUAGUGGAAGCAUUUCAUGCAACUCUAGAAGAAGUUGUGGAAGCUGAUCUCCUUGUGCAUGUGUUGGAUUGUACUGCUCCCAAUCUAAAUGAGCACCGGUCGACUGUAUUCCAAGUUCUUGAUCAAAUCGGUGUAUCAAAGGAAAAACUUGAAAACAUGAUUGAAGUUUGGAAUAAGAUUGACUAUCAGGAGGAGGGCAUGGAUUUUGAUGAGUGUGUCGAUGACAUUGCAGAUGGUGAGGCUAGCAGUUUCUCAGGAGAAAGAGAUGAUAUGGAUUCUGAGCUCUCAUCAGGAGCCGAAAACGAUGAGGCUUUUGAAGCUAUUGAUGACCAAGAUGGUGAUUACUCUGACGGUUGGUUGGCAUCAGAAGAUGUCGAAGAUCCUUGGGGUGAAGGUGGGUCCUGUACGGGCUUGAAGACUACAGACGACCAACAAAGCGAGUGUCCAAAGGACUGGACAACAGAAAAGCAGUUGCAAUUACAAGUUCAGUCUGGUCCACAUGUUAGAACAUCUGCUUUAAUGGGAGUUGGGUUGCAAGAGUUGUUGGAACUCAUUGAUGAGAAGCUGAAGGAGGCCCCAAAGGCAAAUGUUGUGGAAAGGGAUCCAUUUGAUCGAAAAUGGAGGCCUCCUCGGACAGAGGAGGCUGGCGUAGCAGUUGAACAAUGAUAAAUGUGAAUAUACAUUUUGUUCAUGUAUGCUGUCAUCGAGCAGCGCCAUAGGAUAUAUGGUUGGAAUUCCCAGGGUCAUCGACAAUUAUAGAGGAGCUCUUCGAAAGCAGUGUUGGCCUGGCAAAAUGUUCAGACAGUACUCUGAAGGUAUUCAAGCACCUUGAGUUGGCUGUUUUCUCUUUUUGGAAAAGAUUAGGCCGUAGUACUUAGGCGGAUGAUUUUUAUAGCAAAAACUCUUGUACCCACUUCUUAAUUAUAAAAACCAAAAAACAAAACGUGCCGACUCUGGGAUAGUAUUGUAUAAAACAAAUGAAACACUGU